Molecule: messenger RNA, 1185 nt
Organism: Xenia sp. Carnegie-2017
Lineage: Eukaryota; Metazoa; Cnidaria; Anthozoa; Malacalcyonacea; Xeniidae
Exons: 1
Coding region: 1-1185 (394 amino acids)
Source: RefSeq, a predicted model, not a curated record
AUGACUAAAGGAAAUAAAAAUAAAAAGUCAGUAUGGGUACGAAAAAUAUUUCAAGAACGCAAAACUAAAGGAGAAUUCUAUUUAUUAGUCCAAGAUUUACGUUUAUUUGAUGAAGAAUUUUUUUUCAAAUAUUUUCGUAUGACUCCUGUUCAAUAUGAAGAACUUUUGACUAUGAUUGCUCCAGAGAUACAGAAGUCUUGCAUAACUCGGGAAUGUAUAGGGCCUAGUGAGCGACUUUGUGUAACACUCAGGUAUCUAACUACAGGAGAUUCUCAAACAACCAUAGGGAUGAACUUUCGAAUGAGCCCAACCACUGUUGGACGAAUCAUCUUUUCAACAUGUGAAGCACUGUGGAAAGUACUGUCAUUGGUAUUCAUGAAAUGUCCAAGCAAUGAGGCAGAGUGGAAGUGCAUAGCACAGGGGUUUGAAAUUAAAUGGAAUUUUCCACACUGCAUUGGUGCGCUUGAUGGAAAACACGUCGUGAUGCAGGCACCAGCUAACUCUGGAUCGAUGUUCUUUAAUUAUAACAUUGAUAUUGGUGACUCAGGACGGAAUAGUGACGGUGGUGUAUUUUCUUACAGUACAAUGGGUGAAUCAAUUAAGAAAAACAGUUUAGGCAUCCCUAGGCCCGAGGCAUUUCCUUCCACUCAAAAAUGCUAUCCAUUUGUCAUAGUGGCAGAUGAGGCGUUUCAGUUACAGCAAAAUAUCAUGAAACCGUACCCUAGACAAGCCUUGGGAAUAUCUGAGCGGGUAUUCAAUUAUCGGUUGUCUCGAGCGAGGAGGGUAAUUGAAAAUGCGUUUGGAAUUGUAGCAGCACGAUUUCGGGUAUUUCGUCGACCAAUUCACGCCAGAGUUGAAAUGGUUAUUCAAGUUACAAAAGCAGUAAUCGCACUGCACAAUUAUCUUAUGGCUGAAAGGUCUUUUUCGCACAGCACAAAGUACUGUCCAGCUGGUUUCGUGGACAACGACACAGAAAACGGAAGAGAGCUUGGAGAAUGGAGAAAAGUGACACAAUCAGAUGAGGGUUUAAGAGAUGUCAGCAACGCUGGGUCAAAUAACUACUCUCGUGAUGCAAAGCUUGUUAGAGAAAAUUUUAAAAACUACUUCAUGUCCCCAAAAGGACAAGUACGCUGGCAGUGGAACGCAGUACAUGCUACAGUAGAUUGUUUUCAAAACGACGAUUAA